GACUGGGAUAAGCCACGCCACUCCUCCUGUUCUGCGUCGUUUCUCCGUCGAAAAAUCCCACACCAAAGCAAAACCCCAAUGCCCGAGCCGGCGGCGGCGCCCGCCGGGAUCGACCCGCGCAGCGGAUUCUGCGCUGCCACGCGGAUCUUCCACAGCUUGCGCUCCAGUUCAGCGGGCUCGCUGCCGCCGGAGUCGCUCCCGGUCACGGCCGCGGCCUACGCCUUCUCGCUCCUCGCCUCCGCGCUCCCCGGCCGCCCCGCGCUUGUCGACGCCGCCACAGGCAUUGCCGUCUCCUACCCGUCCUUCAUCGCCUCCGUCCGUUCCCUCGCAGGCGGCCUCUGGUCCUCCCUCGGCCUCCGCCCCGGGGACGUCGCCUUCGUCGUCGCGCCCUCGCGCCUCAAGGUCCCCGUGCUCCACUUCGCGCUCAUGUCCAUCGGCGCCGUCGUGUCCCCCGCAAACCCGGCCUCAACCCCCGAGGAGUACGCGCACCAGGUCGCCCUCUCCAGGCCCGUCGUCGCGUUCGCCGCCCCCGAGGUGGCCGAGAAGCUGCCCGCGUCCGUCAGUUGCGUAGUCCUCGAGUCAGACGCGUACGAGACGCUUGCCUCCGUGGGAGCGGGGGCGGCUCCUCCGCCGGUGGUGGUGAAGCAGUCGGACACGGCGGCCGUGCUCUACUCGUCGGGAACGACUGGCCGGGUGAAGGCCGUCGCCAUCACGCACCGCAACCUCACCGCACUGAUGUGCACGCACGCCGAGAACCGGAAGAGGGUGGCCGCGGAGGCCACCGAGGCGGGCGAGGAGCCGCCGCCACCGGCCGUCACGCUGCUCCCGCUCCCCCUGUUCCACGUCUUCGGGUUCAUGAUGGUCCUGCGCUCCGUGUCCAUGGGGGACACGGCCGUGCUCAUGGAGCGCUUCGAGUUCGGUGCAGUGCUGCGCGCGAUAGAGCGGUACCGUGUCACGCUGCUGCCCGCGGCGCCGCCCGUCCUGGUGGCCAUGAUCAAGUCCGAGGAGGCGCGCCGCCACGACCUCUCCUCGCUCCUCGUCAUCGCCGUCGGCGGCGCACCCCUUGGCCGCGAGGUCGCCGAGCGCUUCGCCGCUGUCUUCCCCAGCGUCCAGAUUGUUCAGGGCUAUGGUCUGACGGAAUCAUCUGGCUCUGUGGCCGCGACGAUAGGGCCGGAAGAGUCCAUGGCGUACGGCUCCGUCGGCAAGCUCGCGUCGCACUUGCAGGGGAAGAUAGUCGUUCCGGCCACCGGUGAGGCGCUCGGGCCGGGCCAGCGCGGCGAGCUCUGGAUCAGGGGGCCACUUGUCAUGAAAGGUGAGCCCUGCGCAGCAGUAACUUGGUCAUUGCUCUGGACACUAAGCACGCGUUUGACCUUUGUCACUUGUCAGGUUAGAUGGUGGCUUGAUUUGUUUACUGCUAGUUUGUGUUUAGACUUUAGAUUAGACUGUGCAC
Triticum dicoccoides is the source of this 1450-nucleotide messenger RNA. Its product is annotated as 4-coumarate--CoA ligase-like 5. The transcript has 3 exons. The record is from RefSeq and is a predicted model, not a curated record. The annotation marks the transcript as partial. Gene Ontology annotation, molecular function: CoA-ligase activity. NCBI's taxonomy places the organism in Eukaryota, Viridiplantae, Streptophyta, Magnoliopsida, Poales, Poaceae.